AUGGAGAAGUUUGUGAAGGUUUAUGCUGAAGUCUUGCAAGUUAAGGAGGAGUGUUCUGCGGACGGCAUCGUAUGUACAGAACUCGAAAAAGAAAUGUUGGGUAGUUUCGAUUUGCCCACAAUUACACAAAGGGGAAUAAUAACAAAUGGAAAUGGAACGAUCAAGAAAGAAGUAUUAGUUAAACAUGACCAGGAACUUAUGCUUGUUAAAUAUCUUAUAAAUACAAAGGAAAUCUCGAACUUGGUGUAUGCAGUUCGAAAGUUGGACGGUGACACAGAUGUUGAUGUUAUCUUGCUACUCGACUACGACACAUCGAUUCUAAAGAUGGCACAUAUUUUGACUACAAACAAUAAAAGACUUAUUAAAAUGGGAGCCAAUUUCAUUGACCGACAAAUGAGUUUGGAAAACAAGCAGAAGAAAUCUGUUGAGAUGAAUAGCUGUAAGAUAAGCAACAAAGAUGUAAAAAGUGAUGUUUACUGUAUGUUUGACAUUAAUGGGACGUCGAUUGACAGAGAUCAAUUCCUGCUCUCCCUACCAGGCACAAAGGCUAUUCGAAACCUUGUUAAGUCUUUUAAAUGGAAACGAGUCAUCAUUUUCUAUGAAACAUCAACAGAGGAUGAAAUGACUGCGCUUGUUGAUGGUUUGUCGCUUGACAGAGUUAUGUUUGCACUGUUCAAUAUCGAGCAUGUCGAAAAUCUGCACAGUAUUCUACAACAAAUAUACACAUCCAGUAUGAAAAGUGACCGAGGAAUAAACGUCAUAGUUGUAUGUAGGUACGAAUGCACGGGACAUAUAAUGAACACGGCAAAUAGGUUCGACUCGGUAAACAGUAAUAAAACUUUGUUAAAGAAGUUUGCGAAAUGGUUGAUAUUGUUGUAUGGUCAGAGGAGAGGAUCAAUUCAGGCACUACAGAAAUGCUCCAACGACCUUGACAACGUUGCCGUUAUCUCAAUCCCAGAGUUCAGUAAGAUAAAUAUAAAGAUGAUGUAUGGUCUUAUAGAAUCAUCACUCUUAGACGCCCUUAAGGAGCAACUGACAAUCAAAAGUCAUAGCAAAUUUCGAAAUGACUUCUUGGACAAUCUAGAAAGGGUUG
Messenger RNA from Ruditapes philippinarum (Manila clam), 1093 nucleotides. RefSeq lists its product as uncharacterized. The record is from RefSeq and is a predicted model, not a curated record. The transcript has 8 exons. NCBI's taxonomy places the organism in Eukaryota, Metazoa, Mollusca, Bivalvia, Venerida, Veneridae. The annotation marks the transcript as partial.